Molecule: messenger RNA, 1554 nt
Organism: Lobosporangium transversale
Lineage: Eukaryota; Fungi; Mortierellomycota; Mortierellomycetes; Mortierellales; Mortierellaceae
Exons: 6
Coding region: 96-1469 (457 amino acids)
Molecular function (GO): FAD binding
Source: RefSeq, a predicted model, not a curated record
UUUUUUUUUUCCUUCACUUCCUUCCACUUUUCAUUUUCUACGCUUUCAUUUUUACAACCCUCAAAUUUUCCCAAUUAAUAACCACAAUCAUAGCAAUGAGUUCAUCCCCAAAAAUCUUGAUUGUAGGCGCCGGCCUCGGUGGUCUCAUGCUCGGACAUUUGCUGGAGAAGAUGGGUGCCGAAUACACAAUUUUUGAGCGUGCCCCUAUUGUGAAGCCAUUUGGUGCGGCUAUGGGCUUUGGAACCCCAAUCAUGCCACUCUUUGAGCAGCUUGGAAUGUUGGACGAGCUCCUUGAGUUAUCAUCACCUGCAUUAAAGAUGGAUGUUCUCAACGAGAACUUGGACUUGAUUGGCUCCAUGGAUAUCGCAGGAAGCCGUGAACGUACCGGUUAUGAUGCUGUAGCAUACAGCAGACCAGAUCUUUAUCGUCUGCUUUUGUCUAAGGUGCCAGCGGAGAGGAUUAUUUAUGGCAAGAAGGCAGCUUCUGUAGAACAGGAUGAGCAUCGUGCGAUCUUGCAUUGUACAGAUGGCACUCAAUAUGAAGGAGAUAUUUUGAUCGGAGCGGAUGGUGCUUACAGCACUGUCCGUCAAAGUUUGUACGAUACCCUUCAAAAGGAAGGCAAGUUGCCCAAGAGCGAUACAGAGUCCAUGAGCUUGGGUUAUACUUGCUUGGUUGGCACAACCCGUCCUCUGGACCCUGAAAAGUACCCAGACCUCAAGGAUCGUCACACACAUUUCUCAGUUGUCAUUGCGGAUAAGAAGCCUCAUUCGUGCACAAUCUUGAAUGUUCCUGGAAACAGAAUAUGCUAUGGCAUUGUCAUUCAGCUUUCAAAUGAGGAACGAGAGAUUGCAUGCAAGAACUCUGAAUGGGGAUCUCAAUCGGUGGAUGCAACGAUCGCUAAGCUCGUGGAACAUAAGAUUCCUUUCGGAGGCACAUUGGGGGAUAUCAUCAAGGCCACUCCUCAAGAUCUAAUCUCUAACGUCUAUCUGGAGGAGAAGCUGUUCGAGACCUGGCAUCAUGGCCGUAUCGGACUCUUAGGAGAUGCAUGCCACAAAAUGCUUCCUAGUGCUGGUCAAGGUGCCAUCAAUGCCAUCCAAGAUGCUGUGAUCUUGGCUAACUGUAUCUACGAUUUGAGAAACACGUCGCGUAAGGAAGUGGAGGACGCUUUGAAUGACUACAGAGGACAACGCUAUGAAUAUGCCAAGAUGUCAGUUGGAGACUCUUCUCAAGCAGGAAAGCUUUUGUAUGGACAAACCUGGUAUGAGAGGUUGUUGCGCAAAGCUGUGCUGAACUGGAUGCCCAAAUGGCUUGAAGAGAUCAACCUUACGAGAACCGAGGCAUAUCAAAUCCAGGCGACAUUCUUACCUCGUGUUCCUAGGAGGGGUACUCUUAUGCCUGUCCCUCAAAAGCCUUCUAGAAGGUAUCAAGAGGAGCAGAAGUUGAAGGAAAGCACCCCACAGGCUGCUUAAGUCACUCCAAAAUUGCUCUGUAGUAUACAUAUACCGUUUGUAGUUCCAGUAUUGAUCACAUAAUAAUAAAUUACAGGCAUAACUC